GUGUAAAGGUUAAAUAGACAGAUCAUUAAAAUGAUCUCGCUAGUCCUUCUUACUUUUCCCAAUAUGUCUACUGGAACUUUAAAGCCACAUAUGCCCCGGCAUCGUGUCCUGCAGACCUGGCCCUGACCCGGUGUGUCUCUGCUGCUCCUGGCUGCUGUGGUCUUAGACCUGGCCAUGACGCCUGUGGCCUUUAAGUUCCCUCAGAAGAGGUCUCAGCUACUCGGUGGCCUGGAAGAUGUGGACGUCGACAGAGACGAUGUGCAGCAGGCGGCAGAGUUCGCCGUCCAAGAGUACAACAAUGCAAACAGCGACCUGCACUUCAGCCGCUUGGUGCGGGUGGUGCAUGCCAGUGAGCAGGUCGUGGCUGGCCUUAACUACUACUUGGAUGUGGAGAUCGCCAGAACCACAUGUGUCAAGUCCCAGUCCGAACAGGCUGACUGUGCCUUCAGUGAGAACCCGAUGCAGCACUGCUCUUUUGUGGCCUACUCCAUGCCCUGGGAAAAUUACAUGGCCCUGACGAGUUCCAGCUGUCGCAGUGCCUGAGGCUCUGUUUUGGCCGGGCCACAAUGACCACGCCUUACCCAUAUCCCAUGCAGUGUCCCUUGCAAUGGAGCCUGGCCCUGGGGGGAGGCUUCUUGGUGCCCCAGCACCAGGGUCCAGAGCAGCAGACUUCUGUGGACAGUAGCUCCCAUGUGCUGUCCCCUCUUCCUUUCUCCUGUGCUUCUCAACCACACUUGUGUGGGGCGAACGUGGCUGUCCUUGCCUUGCUCAAUAAAAACCU
Molecule: messenger RNA, 781 nt
Organism: Heterocephalus glaber (naked mole-rat)
Lineage: Eukaryota; Metazoa; Chordata; Mammalia; Rodentia; Bathyergidae
Product: cystatin-C-like
Cellular component (GO): cytoplasm; vesicle
Molecular function (GO): cysteine-type endopeptidase inhibitor activity
Source: RefSeq, a predicted model, not a curated record